AUGGUUUACAAAGCCAUUGGAAUCCUCAGACAUAUUAGUCCCAUGAAUGUGUCAGGAGUCAAGACUGUGACUGAAUUCAUACUCCUGAAUUUUCCCUGCUCCAGAGAAGUUCAGGUCCUUCUCUUCAUGCUGUUCUUUGUGUCCUAUAUCCUCACAUUGAUGGGGAAUGGGGCCAUUGUCUGCGCAGUGAAGCUUGAUAACAGGCUUCACACGCCCAUGUACACUCUGCUGGCCAACUUCUCGUUCUUGGAGAUCUGUUACAUCAACACAACUGUUCCCAAUAUGUUAAGAAAUUUCCUAUCUGAGACCAAAACCAUCUCUUUCACUGCCUGCUUCCUCCAGUUCUACUUCUUCUUCUCCAUGGGCACCACUGAGACCUUCUUACUGCCCCUCAUGGCUUUUGAUCGGUAUUUGGCCAUCUGCCGACCUCUCCACUAUCCUACUAUCAUGAGCAGCCAUCUCUGCAUGAACUUGGUGGCCCUCUGCUGGGUAAUAGCCUUCCUCUGCUAUCCAGUCCCUAUUUAUUUUAUCACACAACUCCCCUUUUGUGGCCCCAAUACCAUUGACCACUUUGUCUGUGACCCUGGUCCUUUACUGGCCCUGUCCUGCAUCCCUGCCCCUGGAAUUGAGCUUUCCUGUUCUAUAUUGAGCUCUCUUAUAAUCUUCAUCACCCUCUUCUUCAUCCUUUGGUCCUACACCCUGGUUCUCAGAGCAGUGCUGAGUGUCCCUUCAGCGGCUGGCAAGCGUAAAGCCUUCUCCACCUGUGGUUCCCACUUGGUUGUUGUGUCUCUGUUCUAUGGAACCCUCAUGGUAAUGUACAUCAGCCCAACCUCUGGAAAUCCAGCUGGGAUACAAAAGAUUAUAACUUUGUUCUACUCAUCAGUGACCCCACUUGUAAACCCUCUGAUUUAUAGUCUCCGGAACAAGGACAUGAAGGCUGCCUUGAAAAAAAUUCAGAUCUGCACAAAAAUUAGUCAGAGGAAGUGAAUGGAUAAAGAUCAGAAUUAUUAUUUUUGUUCAUUUCUAUUUCCCAUUUAAAAGUAGGUCUUUAUUCAUUUGCACCUAGAGAUGCA
Molecule: messenger RNA, 1073 nt
Organism: Camelus dromedarius (Arabian camel)
Lineage: Eukaryota; Metazoa; Chordata; Mammalia; Artiodactyla; Camelidae
Product: olfactory receptor 11H6
Exons: 2
Coding region: 1-987 (328 amino acids)
Biological process (GO): G protein-coupled receptor signaling pathway
Cellular component (GO): membrane
Molecular function (GO): olfactory receptor activity; G protein-coupled receptor activity
Source: RefSeq, a predicted model, not a curated record